Molecule: messenger RNA, 782 nt
Organism: Cucumis melo (muskmelon)
Lineage: Eukaryota; Viridiplantae; Streptophyta; Magnoliopsida; Cucurbitales; Cucurbitaceae
Product: abscisic acid receptor PYL12-like
Exons: 1
Coding region: 166-687 (173 amino acids)
Biological process (GO): abscisic acid-activated signaling pathway
Cellular component (GO): nucleus; cytoplasm
Molecular function (GO): protein phosphatase inhibitor activity; signaling receptor activity; abscisic acid binding
Source: RefSeq, a predicted model, not a curated record
UUAUUAUAUAUAUAUACUUCGCUUCUAAGUUAUAGAUACAAAAACACGCCGCCUUCCUAUAAACCACUCAUUUUACAAAUUAUAUAUUCUUAACCGACCAAACAAACCAACCCUAUAUCUUUGAACAUUAUUAUUCCUUUGUUCCAUCCACUUCAAAACAUUGUUAUGCACUGUCGACACAACCCAACCACGGACUCAAUAAUCCAGCUUUACCACAGCCCACCCCUCUCCCCCAACCAAUGUGGCUCCAGCCUCUUUCAAGUGGUUCGCGCGCCUCUGGCUCUAGUCUGGUCUAUGGUCCGACGUUUCGACAACCCACAGGCUUACAAGCGGUUUUUGAAAAGCUGCACCAUCCGGCAAGGCGAUGGUGGGGUUGGGAGCGUUAGGGAGGUGGUGGUGGUGACAGGGAUGCCGGCUAACACGAGCGUGGAACGGCUGGAGAGGCUGGAUGACGAGGCACAUGUGAUGGUUUUUACGAUCAUUGGUGGGGAUCAUAAGCUGGCGAAUUACCGGUCGACGACGACGUUGCAUGAGAAUGGAGACGGGGGAGGGGAUACGGUGGUGGUGGAAUCGUAUGUGGUGGAUGUUCCUUACGGGAGUAGUAAAGAAGAUACUGUGUUGUUUGCUAAUACUAUUGUCACGUGUAAUCUCAGGUGGUUGGCACGUACGGUAGAGGAGCUUCUUUGAAAUGCGACUCUCCUUUUUUUUUUUUUUUUUUUUUUUUUUUUUUUUAUUUAUUUAAAAAUGUUGUAGUAUGCGUUGCUUUUAUGCCUACCCAGAAA